CAUUGCGGUAAUGCGGUUCAGAGAGGGAGACGAGUGAAUUGUGCGGCCGACAACAGUCAGGCAGGUCUCCGGGACAAGAAAAACAGUAUUUUAUGUUUUUUUUUACAUCCGUAAUGUGUUUGAGUUGUUUGUGUUUUAUGCCAUGAUUGACUAAUUCCCCUGAUAAGACAGAAAGGGACGCUUUGGUGGAUGAUUUUUAGAGAGCUGCAUUCAGCAGUUGCUAACAAACGUUAGCUAGCCGCCGCCGGGCGGUCUGUUGUUAUAGCCUGCAUGGUGGUUCUGAGAACCAUGAGCCGUGCUGCACCCCACACUGGAGGCCGUACUCACUCAAACCAGGACAGGCAAGGUGGAUCGGAGGGUGGGACACACGGAUGUCAACUGUCAGCUUCCCUUUUUGACUGACUACAGACAAUCGGGCCUAAAGGAGAAGCUACUAACAGUAACUGUCUGGCCCCUGGUGACAUCCACACAAUCAGAGCCCAGGACAGGACCACCAAGUAGGGUAGUCUCCCCUUAAUGAAGAUGAGUGCAGUCCGUGGAGGAACAAUCACCUGGCGGCCACAGCCCUGGCAGGACGGUGAUAGUGGGGGUGGGGAGCCCCUUUCGGACAGCGACUCCGAAGAAGAGGACUUUCCCGACGACAGCACCACUCCUUUAGGAGACUACGUAACACAUGGCUUGAAGCAGCUACUGGAUGCUCAGCAGCUGUGUGAUGUCACUCUGUUAGUGGAGGGGAAGAGGUUUAUGUGUCACAGAGUCCUCUUGGCAGCGGUCAGCCCGUAUUUCCGUGCCAUGUUCACUAGCCCGUUGGUGGAGUCCCGCCUCACUGAGAUCCGAUUGGAGGAGGUGACGCCGUCAGUCAUGGAGACUGUCAUCCAGUUUGUCUACACUGGGGAGGCGGGGCUCUGUCUGGACACGGCCGAGGACCUGUUUGUGGCGGCCAAUCGGCUUCAAGUGAUGCCUCUGCAGGACCUGUGCUCCAGGUUCCUGUUUGAACACCUGUCUGUGGACAACUGCCUGGGCAUGUACUCUCUGGCCCGCUCCCACCACGACCAGCUGCUCCUGAGGGCCUCUCUGAGGCUGGUGGCCCAGCACUUCCCACGCGUGGCCCGCCAGAAGGACUUCCUGCUGCUGGACCCAGGUACCCUGGGCAGCCUGCUGGGCUCUGACCGCCUGGGCAUAGACUCUGAGGCAGAGGUGUAUGACGCGGCACGCCGCUGGGCCGAGCACCAGCCCCUGGACCGUUACAGCCACAUGCCGGCCCUGCUCCACCACCUCCGCCCUGGCCUGCUGUCCCUGGAGGAGAGCCAGCGGCUGAGCCAGGAGCUGGGCCCUGCGGCGGCCGGGGAGGGCCUGGGGGGCCCGCUGAGGCCCCGGGAAGGCAUGUUCGAGAAGAAGAUAGUGUGUGUGGACCUAAAGCCACGGGAGGACGAGUCGCUGAACGAGAGGGACUUCACGGUGGACUGCUUCGACCCACGCACAGGAAAAUGGGAGAAGCUGGCUGCCCUGGGCUCUCUGCUGUGCCCAGGUUGCACGGCCAUUGGGGGGCGGCUGUUCGUAGCGGGGGGCAUUCUGCGGGGGGGCACGGUGUCCACGGAGGUCCAUGAGUAUGACUCUGUGUUGGAUCGCUGGCAGGAGCGGUCGCCCAUGGUGCAGCCCCGGGCCAUGCUGGGUCUGCUGGGCUGUGGGGAGUCACUCUACGCCCUGGGGGGCUGCAACAGAGGAGCCAUGCUGGACUCCUGUGAGAUCCUGGACCUGGCCUCUCUCCAGUGGGGCCCCGGGCCCCGUCUGCCCCUGCCACUGCGCUCCUUUGCCUGUGCCGCUCUGCGCGGCCGCAUCUACCUGCUGGGCGGCACCACGCUGGAGCAGAACCGGGCGGUGGUGCACGCUGGCGUGCUCAUCUACCACACCCUGACUGACUCGUGGACCCGCGUGGGACUGGACUCUGGUGCCACCUGCCUGGCCGGAGGGGUGGCGGUGCGGGGAGGGGUCUGUGCCAUUGGAGGCUACAUGAGGGACGCCACGAAGUUUAUAGAUGGAAACUACACCCAUCUGGAACCUCUAGAAGCCACGGGGCGGGUGCUGUUCUUCAGGGAGGGCCGGGGCACAGGGGUGGAAAGGGAGGUGACAGGGGCGGUGGUGUCUGAGAGGGGCGGGGGCGGGGGGAGUGACCGAGCCCCCAGUCCGGUGGUUUUCCCGGGGUUGCCCAGGCGGAUUGCUGCCGGGGGCGUAGCCAGGUGGAAACGCAGGAUAUACGUCUUGGGCGGGGAGAACGGCUCCCGUUUCUAUGACAGUGUGUACUGUUGGAAGCCUGGCUGGCGCAGCUGGGUCCAGAGACGGGAGAAACUACCCGGAGACACGGGGGGAGUCAGCCAAUUUGGCUGUACCACCCUCAAGUUCCCCAAGAAACACAUCCUGUCCCGGCUGAGACUGGCUCGGGAGGACCGCAAUCCUGAUGAUGACUAGCCACAGCCGGACUAAUGAGUUGUGGCUAAGACCAGCAUUCAUGGGGUUUCAGUAAUGAAAUGUUAUCAACUUUUUACACUUGAGACAGUGGGGGGGGAAGGGGACUCGCAUCUGAAUGUAACCACCGUAUGCCACAAUAACACUAAAGUUCUUCACAAAAAUGAUUUGAAUGCAUUUAAAUGGUUUGAAACUUGUCUGCCUGUUGAACACACAUCCUCAGCCUUCUAUAGGAAUUUAACGACUGCAUAGGACUAUGUUUUGGAUGACUGGCUGCGAAUGCUUAUUGAAUUGUUUUAUUUCUGCCUUUUCUAUUCCAGACAUUCUGAAAUUCACUAAAGCAUCCCAUGUAUGUAACUUUAGUCUUUCACUUUUCAAUGAUUCCAGGGCCAUGUUCAUUAGGCACGAAACGGAAGAAAAUGAACUGAAACAGGGAAGGACAACCUACCAGGACUUGUCCAAUAACCUAAACAUUCAUUUUCAUUUUCCAUUGCAACAUGUUUUGUAACGUUUUUUUGAUUUAAUGCUCUAAUAAACAUGACCUAGAUUUCAGUCACUUUCUCUUCAUUGCUAUUCACCCUAACACUUAUCCUCCUCCAAUCAGAUAUAGUGUUAUCAUCUGAGGGGAUAAUGUGGUUUCGUAAUCAUUAUUGUCGCCAAAUGAUGUUUUAUUUAAUUUUCAGAUGCAUGGGUUACUUACCGCAAGAGCAGGCAGAUCCGCCAGAAUACCUGACACCUAUUUGUUUUAUUUUGGAUUUUAGUUGAACACGCCCCUUUGGUCUAGAGCUGUGUGAAGAUAUUCGGAGUUUAAAUGUGUAUGUGUGUUGGGGUGUGAAUGUUGGAUUAUGGUAUGUAACAACAGGGGAGCCCCCCCCCCCUCCCAAUCCCUCACACCCCUUAAGAGAAAUGUCACCUGACUGAUGUAAUCUGAUGUAUGUUUUUGAACUGAAAGUCAAAUUGAUAAUUUGAUGACAGUUAUGCUAUCAAAAGAUUAAAGGAAUGUUUUCUUAA
Salvelinus fontinalis (brook trout) is the source of this 3474-nucleotide messenger RNA. RefSeq names its product kelch-like protein 12. NCBI's taxonomy places the organism in Eukaryota, Metazoa, Chordata, Actinopteri, Salmoniformes, Salmonidae. Gene Ontology annotation, molecular function: protein binding. The coding region runs from base 517 to 2466 and encodes 649 amino acids. The record is from RefSeq and is a predicted model, not a curated record. The transcript is spliced from 5 exons.